Molecule: messenger RNA, 1335 nt
Organism: Pocillopora verrucosa
Lineage: Eukaryota; Metazoa; Cnidaria; Anthozoa; Scleractinia; Pocilloporidae
Product: alpha-2A adrenergic receptor-like
Biological process (GO): G protein-coupled receptor signaling pathway
Cellular component (GO): plasma membrane
Molecular function (GO): G protein-coupled receptor activity
Source: RefSeq, a predicted model, not a curated record
AUGAACGAAACUAAUUAUGGACGGUCGGAUAUAACAAGUGACAAAGGAGGUCAAUACAGUAGUGGCUUUCUGUUUGUUUUGCCAGUCAUCUUCUGCAUGAUUUUUAUUGGAAAUGUUCUUCUUCUCGUUGCUAUCAAAUCAUUUCGCAUCCGGCGAGUUCCUGAUCAGCUUGUUGGUUCGUUAGCUGUGAUAGAUCUUCUAAAUGAUUUAGGACCCGUUUUAAUGUCGAUCGUCGUGUUUCAAAUCGAUCACCGAGGGUUUCAGAGUGGACGUAUAAGUUACGAGCUGUGCCACUUUUAUAACUGGAUUUCCUCGUUUCUUCGCCUGUCAGCUUCGUUUGUGGCAUCAUUAAUGGCUGUAGAUUGUUUCUGUGCAACCUUACAGCCGAUCUAUUACCGGACCAAAGUCACAUCUGACAAAGCAACCAAACUCAUUCUUUGUGUCGUGUUGUCGGGGGCGUUUAUAUCUGCACUUCCUGCAAUGGGCUGGGGAAGAGUUUUAGCUCACAAGGGAAUUUGCUCGUUCAACUUUAAUGGAGGCUUCGCUCUAUGCAUAGCCACAUUAGGAUAUGUGCAACUCAUAAUGGUGUUGACCUGUUUCAUCGCCGUAGCAAGAAAAAUGAGCAAAUAUGAAAAGCGAUUCAAUGGGCUUCGACGUGGUAGGACGCUGACCUUUCUAAAUGGCAGACUUCAGGCUAUGGAAAUGCAGACAGCAAAUGAAAGGCGAAUAUCACAUAUGGAUGAAAAUGGUAUUCAGGGUGGUAGCAAUAUCAAAAGAACAUGCAACACCACAAGAGGUAUGAGUACUUUGGCAGAGGACGACGACAGCAACAAAAUUACAGAGGAAAAAUGCGAACAAAAUGAAAUAAGACGCAGAGAAUCAAAAACAGAUCCCAGUGUCAAUCGGUGCAGUGUCAAUAGGAAUGUGAAGGAGAGCCGCCAGUUUACAAAGGUUCUUGGAUCAGUGGUGUUUCUAUUCUAUGUCAGCUGGAUGCCAAUCAUUUUUACUAUCACCGCAGAGUUAGCCACAGGUCAUCAUCACGAGGUUCUCCAGUCUCUAUCAGCCCAGAUGUCUCUUUUGUGCUCUAUGUUCAAUCCCUGGGUGUACUGUGGUCUUUCGCGUCCCUACAGGGCAUCAUACAUUUGUGUCCUUAGGAGGCUGGGGAGAGUAUGUGGCCUUUCCAAAGCCAGUGAACACGACAUCAAAACAAUUGCUGAUACAGGCAGCCGUUUCAGAACUUCCACACGACGGGUAUUUCCAGACACAAGAUAAGGAGAACAACAUAGUCAAGUUACUGUUCAAGAUCAAGAUCAAGAUAAUUAACUUCAAACGGUC